Symbiodinium sp. CCMP2592 is the source of this 1485-nucleotide messenger RNA. Lineage: Eukaryota; Dinophyceae; Suessiales; Symbiodiniaceae. The record is from the annotation of a GenBank genome assembly.
AUGGAGAGAGAGCAUGUGCCCCUUUGCGAUCUUGGAUUUGGACCGCUUGCAUGCUUCGUCACGCUGAAACCGCUGUCGACGUGUCAUGUCUUUGCACAUCUGAGCGAGCAUGAACAGCCCUUGGAUUCUAAGGCAUUUGAGAACUCAGACGCGACGAGAGGCAACGCGCAAGAGAUACAGAUUGAGGAUGAUCACCAGCAGGCGACGACAGAGCCGGCUGCUUCGCAGAAACCGAAGGAGCAGCACCAAUACCAGCUGUCGGACAAUGACUCCCCAUCGCUGCAAAGCUUCAGCAGUGGCGGUAGCAGCCCAAGUUCUGUGAGACCCAAGCAUCCCAGACCACGCACACCACGUCAGGGUGUGCCAGUGCGGCACCUUACCGGCGAAAUGGCAAUCCGAGGUCAGUUGAAAGAUACAAGCAAGGCAUCGAUACUCCGCGACAAUUCAUCGUGGAAGCAUGAGUCGGGGCAUCCACCGCAUCACCCGCAUCCCCAUGUGACCGGGAACGACGAAACGGAUAAGCAGCUCUUGCUUGAUGCCUGGAAGUCAUGCCGAUUGAUGGAGGCCAGCCGUUUGGUCCAGAAGUCCCGCUCCUCGAAGAGGCUUUUUCAUGAGAUCCUGGACGAAGCAUCGCUGGAAGUCAUUCAUCGGGUUGAAGCCAUCUACACUCAAUCUCUGGACGAGCUUAUGCAACACCAUCAUACCGGCUGGAGGAAGGAGCGCGACGAGAAGCGUGAUCUGGACAUGGCCUUCAGGUUGACACCUGAUAACUUGCAAGCCGUGGCCACGACUGUGUUGAGCGGCUUCAGCUUAGUCGAGAUUUUCGAUGCAUUACGCGACUAUGUUCAACAAGAUGAGUACAAUGACGAUACGUACGUCGGCCAGCUGGACAACGAGCUGAUGCAGGACUCCCUACUCCAUGUUCGGCGGCAUGGGCAUGGAGAUGUUGAAGACAACGUUGUCCAUUUCAGCUGCAUGGACGCUUUGGACGAACCACUCGGAGCGCUCUGGCUGUCCAGCUACACUCCGCCCUUGAAGAGGGGACGGCACGCCCGAAGCUUUCGUGGCAUUGCUUUACCUAAGCCACAGACAGGUGCUGUGCGCCUCGCAUUUUGGCGCAGCUCCUUUGCGAUUGCUCCGGUUUGGAGUGGCCUUGCCGCCACUGCACCCAGUGCCGUCAAGGUCACCUACGCAGUCGCCAGACGACCAUCAUCUGCUGCCUCCAUCUUCCCGAGCAGAAUGUACCGUGAGGUUUCCAGCAGACUCGCCAAGUUCAAGGAUUUCCUGCACAUGCGGGAGCAGAGUGCCUCCACAGUCGCCGACUGCGACAUAUACAAUCGCAUUAAGAGACACCUCAUGGAGUGCGCGCCGUCUGCCCCUCACGCCUCCCGCAACGACGAGGUUUCCUUUCAGGAGCUUGCCUCCAUUUUACCUGAUGAUUGGGCAGAUUAUCAUGAAGCCGAGCAUGUUAAUGAUUUCCGCUAA